Trichoderma aggressivum f. europaeum is the source of this 3687-nucleotide messenger RNA. RefSeq lists its product as uncharacterized. The transcript is spliced from 2 exons. The record is from RefSeq and is a predicted model, not a curated record. NCBI's taxonomy places the organism in Eukaryota, Fungi, Ascomycota, Sordariomycetes, Hypocreales, Hypocreaceae. Bases 1 to 3687 code for a protein of 1228 amino acids.
AUGGCAAUGGCAAAGCUCCUACGCGGGGCCGUCACCGUGAUUUGGGGCGACUGCGGCACCAAGGCCCUUUGGCAGCGGAUUCUCAAGGACUUCAUGGCAUGUGUUAUUGCAACCAUCAUUGCCAUUCUCCCCCAGCUCAGGGGCUGGUCGACUUUCCUAAUACCAAUGGUUGUUGCCUUUGCACAUCCAGCCCAGCGAAUGGGCGUCGUCAUUGAAAACAUCAUCAUGAUCAUCUUUGGUUCGGGCCUGGGCUUAUCGUGGUGUAUCUUGGGCUUAUAUCUGGCGAGUUUGGUCCAUGACACCAACAAGCCUGCUGCUUUUACCAUUCGAGCCCUCUUCUAUCUUGCGUGCACCUUGCUCCACGGCUACCUGAGAUCGUCUACUCCUCGACUCUUCUUAUUUGUCUUGUUUGUCAUUCUCCCCGCCAUCACGCUGCUCACGGCACCAACUGUGGCCACGCCCACUCUGUAUACAACAAUCUAUGUGCCAAUCCUCAUUGGCGUCGGAGUCAUGUUUUUCGCCAACGUCGCCAUAUUCCCCGAGUUUUCCAGUAGCUAUCUGGGUACUUCUACCAUCAGUGCCCUCUCUGAAAUGGUCGAUGCUCUGGAGCGAGCCACACACUGGUUUGUUACGCCUGGAGGUGAUCGUAUCGAAUCUCAAAACCAAGGAGAGCCUCUGAUUAUACCUCAUGCUAACGAUAAUGAUACCAAACAACAACACCAACAGAUGCGGCGGAUUAAGCAGCUCGCUAUCCGCUACUGGCGCAAGUUCUCUGCCCCAUUCCCCAACCCCUUUCUACCGGCCACCUCUGCCAUCACAGCAUCCAGAUCACCGCUACAUGCAACCACACUUGCGUCAUUAACGGAGAGGAAGCCCAUAAUUCGCUCUAAACUUACAUCGUGCAAAACUGCUCAAAAUGAAGUCAAUUUUGAGAUAUCCAUCUCACCCCUUGCGCCAAGCGACAUGAAGCCUAUCAGUGUUGAUCUCAUGAGCCAUCUUUCUCAGAGUAUCAUUACGCUGAUUGGCGCCUGUGAAAACAAGUUCAUCGUACUUGAAGAUGAUGGCCUAGACGAGAGCGAUUCAGCGGCUGAUGAUGAUGCGGUUCAAUCGCCUGGGUGCCAGAGUGCUUUGGAUGGAUCUGUUACGCCAGCAUCCAGCGUCCCAGAAGCGAACCUCAGGCUCAAUUCUGGCGUGAGAUCCAGGUCCAGAGCGAGGAAUUCAACCGCUCCAUUGAGUAGAGUGGACUACAUCAAUCUGAAUAGGCAGAUUGAACUGAGUAGCGCAAAGCUUCUCGAAUCGAUUGUCAUGCGACUACGAGCUCCUAUACAAGAGUUCCAGGCAUCCACAAAUGAGGCAGUGGCUCUACUGAUAUCUUGUUUGGCAUACUGCUACGAUGUUCCCACUCUACCUUCUGGUGCCCCUACCCCUCGAGGCAUACAUCUAGAGGAGAUCGACCUGCGGGUCGACCUUUUUACAGAUGCACUGGCGUUGUUUGAUCAACAAUCUACCGAACAGCUCAAGCUUAUUGCCAUGCAAGAGACGGGCCUAUCGCUCGAUUUCAUGCCUCGCAUGGAAACUUUUCUCAUCUCAUCUUUUCUCUUGGCCUUUCGCCAAUCCUCGACGCACAUCCUGAAAAUGCUCCGCCAUGCUCGUCAAUUGGUAGAGCAGAGACAACGCCGCCAUAAUCGGCCGAGCAUCUGGAUCCCUCACUAUUCAAGUCUUCGGAAGUGGCUGCGUACUGCCGGAGAGCGUGAUUCAAUGGUUCUACCCGAAGGCGCGAGGCAAGCCGCACGUCGAGGCGAUUUGGUUGGCAACGGGCCGCCAAUCUCCGAACCUAAAGGUUCUAGCAAUAUCCUUGAUAGCGAAGCACAGCCAAGACAGAGAAUGCCUGAUGAGGAAGCGGGUUCUACAACUGCCUCUCAAAUUUUGAAAUCGCUGAGAAAUAGAAACGUCAAGGACAAAAAGAAGGAGAAGCAAGGAGAGAAGCAUCCCCGAUACAAACAGAAUGAUGAGAGAGGAGAAGGCUCUUCUAAUAGUCGGAUUUUAUGGCUUCGAGGUAAAGCGGCAGAUGUGCUAGAGUGGGCUCAAGAUUCCGAUGAUCUUGCCUAUGCACUAAAACUCUCCUUUGCCGUCUUUCUUGUCAGCUGGCCAGCCUUUGUGCCAUCUUGGAACGCAUGGUACGGCGAUGUCCACGGCGUUUGGGCUCCGCUGCAGUUGAUAUUCAUAUUUGAAGUGGCCAUUGGCACGUCCUUGGUCACCCUUGUUGUUCGACUUAUUGGGCUUGUUCUUGGCUGUACUGCUGGAUAUGUCUCGUUUGUCAUCGCAGGGGAAAGCAGAGCAAUAACAGUCGUGGUUCUCGCUUUCACGCUGUUACCUUCUGCCUAUAUACAUGUCGCAACGAAAUAUGUCAAAGCUGGAGCAGCGGCCAUUAUAUCAAUCAAUGUCGUUGCCCUAGCGUCGGCGAAUAUCAAUACGGAGCCACCACACGAGGUCUACUAUAAGCGUCUCAUAGCAUUUAUAGUUGGGGGUGUUACUGCUACGUUAGUAGAGGUGUCGGUUUCCCCAGUGCGUGCGCGAGAUCGCUUGGUGGAAUCUUUGUCUGCCUGCGUGCGGCAUAUCCAGAACAUGCAGGGCGCCAUGUCCGUGGGCGUUGAUGGGCCUGAAGUUGUUGAUCCUCGCUCUCCAAAACUGCAUCGUCGUUUUGACAGAUGGCGCGAAAAGGCUCAGGCCUCACUCGCAGCCGCCGAGACGUUUCUCCCCUUUUGUUCUUCCGAACCCCGCCUGAAAGGUAGCUUUAAGAAGCUUGCACCUAUCUACACCGAGAUUGUCUAUGUGCUUCAUCAGAUCAUUGAUCGGAUGGACAACGUCGUACAGCUCCGAAGGGCUUACGGCUCCUCUGUUUUGGAGGCCUUGAACCCGCAAGCUUAUACGUAUCGGCGAAGCAUGGCGGCAAGCUGCGCCCUAAUGCUGUUUUCCGUCAACGAGGCACUGACAACUUGGCUUCCGCUCCCGCAAUUUAUUCCCUCGGCCCGUGUGGCACAUCUGCGGUUGAUACAUCGGGUCCGUGAGAUUAUCACAUCGCAAGCGUCGACAUCGGCUCCGGUAACGCCAACUGUAAGCGAUGCUAGCCAUUGCAAGAGCGCGAGUGAGUGCGAAGACCGGGCAAAUGAGAAGGUAGCUCGUUUGAUAACCAAGCAUAACUUCCUCUCUUGGAAUGCCAGUGCUGCUGGUCAGAUGGAAAUCGUCGAGUAUCUGGAAGAGUUGGUUGAGCUGGUCAAGAUGCUGGUGGGAGUUAAUGCUUUCCGCUCUGGAAUGUUGGAGAAGCCAAAGUAUACGCACUAUGCGCAAAUGAAGGAUUCUCGGCAAGAGUCUUUGACAAUGGCUCGCUCGAACACAUCCAGCGGCUCAUCAACGGCUCACCAAAGCGGUGUUUCUCAGCAGGAAGAGAUGGGAGAAGUACAGGAUUUUGCCCUUAGGCGGAUCGACUCUGUUGCGGUCCGCUCCGAGGCAUCAAGUCAUCUGCCACAAGGCGAGGAUUCUGCGACACGAACUGGCCGCAGAAGAGAGAGUACAUAUGAGGAGAAUCUAGGGGAAGUGCCUAUUAGCUUGCAGAGGGUCAACUCUCGACUUUGGCAGGGCAAUGGGACUGCAAGAAGGAGGAGGUCGACAAUCACCAGUUUGCGAUGA